UCGACAAGAAAAUUAUCGCACAUAGCGCCUUACAAACAUCACUUAGGUGAUUUUUAACCUUCAAACUUUUAAAAAGUAGUUCCUAGCCCUGUUUUUAGACGUCUUUUUGGCUGCUCUUCUUAACCAAUUUGCCCACUGAGUGUUUUGUUCUGAAAGGUCACCAGAAGUGUCGCGUGUAUUGCGCUUAGCCAUUGACACCGACAUGAUGGAAAGAAAAAAAAGGCUCUCAGAAGCGAAACCGUAAUAAUGGAGAGCUGAAGGAUGUGGGAAACGUGUUGUGGGGACACCAUGAUUGAAUAGGUCUGUCAUGUCAACGGAAGUGGACUAAGACGGUCGACAAAGACGGACAACGUGUUGGAAAGAUUCUUUUUUUGGGGGCGGGGGGGGCAAGCUUAUGUGGGAAGGGAAGUCUGUGGCUAACAACAACCUCAUCUGACAGCACAAAAGGUAGCUCAGUAUGAGUCGAGAUGUAUGGACCAAGAAGAAAGCAAAUGCCAGUGGGGACAAUGGUUGGGCUGAGAGUGGUGGUUACAUGGGUGCCAAGGUGUCCAAAUUGGACGAUCAGUUCAAGAGUGACGCCCCUCGAGAGAAACAAAAGGGAGGCUCGACCAACAUUUUCACCGGGGUGGCCAUAUAUGUCAACGGAUAUACAGAACCAAGUGCAAAUGAGCUCCGUAGACUGAUGAUGCUUCACGGCGGACAGUUCCACGUCUAUUAUUCUCGAUCCAAGACCACCCAUAUCAUUGCCAAUAAUUUGCCAAAUAGCAAAAUUCAGGAGCUGAAAGGGGAAAAGGUCAUUAAGCCCAACUGGAUCACAGACAGCAUCAAAGCUGGGUGCCGGCUCCCUUACUUGCACUACCAACUGUAUGCUAAACACAAGGGUUCACUAUUCCCUGGAAUAAAGCUGCAUCAGACCUCAGAGAACGCUGGAUCCAUCCACUGCACUGUUCCCAACCAGGACAACUCGACACUCAGCAGCAAACAACAAGGCUCCCAACUUGAAUUCCACCAGAAUAACCCCUCACUUCAACCGUCCUCAGCAUUCGUGAAUCCUAAGCUCAGCCCGCAUUCGCUCCCCAACCAAAGCCCAUUUAAGCAUCCGCCAAGAGCAGAUCAACUUGGACCUCAGACCAAUGCAUCCUGCAAUACGCACCAGAGUAGACACAAGGAAGUGGAAUUGAGAGUAAAUGGAUCAUUGCAGACCUCAGCAGGCGUAAUGCCAGACUGCAUUAAAGCUCCUUCGCACCUCACCAAUGGACACGCUCAUCUUUGUAAUGGUGCCUUAAAGUCAAAGGACCCUGAUACAGACAAAUCAUCUCUCGGCCUGACUGAAUGCAGCAUCCUGAUGCCCGAAAAUAAACCCUCCAGGACCAAACCAGACCCCUAUGAGUUCCCCAGCAGUCCUCCAAAGCAAUCGGACCUGUCGUCUGCCUGUCUCGAGGACUCGGGUUCAAAAGACGAAAAGAAGCUUAAACCACCCCUGUCCACUGAAAGCCAGAGACUCUUACAGCACACCUCCUGUCAAGUUGACACAAAAGUUGAAGAAAUGUCUCAUCCCCCCCCAUCCUACCCACGCUCUCCUGUGCGUCUAAACGGAAGUCACCACAAUGCCUUGUCAUCCCACUCUGCCUCGGAAAGCAACUCGACUGUCCAACCUCAUCCCAAGACGCAGCAGUCCGAGUCGUCGGCUCAGCUGUCGGCGCAGACGGGUGGCUUGAUCUCUGAGUUCUACGCCCACUCACGUUUACACCAGAUCUCCACAUGGAGGACCGGCUUCUCGGAGUAUGUGAACGAAUUGCACAGCAAGCGAAAAGCCUCGAGCGGUUACUCCUUUCCCGGGAAAGAACGACUUCGGAAGUUGUCGUCACAGUGUGCUCUUCAAAGCCAAGGUACACAUUUCGGUAUUAAAUCCUGCAUUCUUCACGUGGACAUGGAUUGUUUCUUUGUGUCUGUCGGGAUUCGACAUCGGCCGGAACUCAAAGAUAAGCCUGUCGCAGUUACUAGUAACCGUGGACAUGCGCGUGUGCCAUUAAGACCAGGGGCCAACCCACAGCUGGAGCAGCAAUACUACCAGAGGAAACACUGUGGGGCUCAACCUGGUAAGGAAUCAGACUAUGUACAUGGUGCUGCUCCACAACAUACUAAUGGAGUAGACAAGGAUGCUGCUCUUUCCAUGGCAGAGAUUGCAUCCUGUAGCUACGCUGCAAGGCAAGCAGGUGUGAGAAACGGGAUGUUUUUCGGCAAAGCCAAACAGCUGUGUCCCACUCUACAGUCUGUGCCGUACGACUUUGACGCUUACAAGGAAGUGGCCCUCACAAUGUAUGAGACGUUAGCUGGUUACACUCACGACAUUGAAGCUCUGAGCUGUGACGAAGUGUUAUUAGACGCCUCUGCUCUGGUAGCAGAGUUGGGUAUUAACCCAGAAGAUCUGGCCAAAGCCAUCAGAGCGGACAUUAAGGAAAAGACAGGAUGCUGUGCUUCCGUUGGCAUGGGGCCCAACAUCCUAUUGGCUCGGCUUUCGACACGUAAAGCCAAGCCAGACGGGCAGUAUUUCUUGAGGUCCGAGGAAGUGGACGAUUUCAUCAGGGACCUGCCAGUGACCAGCUUGCCAGGAGUCGGGCCUGCUAUGGGCAGAAAGCUGGCUGCUAUCGGUGUGAAGUCAUGCGGGGAGCUCCGACAGGUGUCCUUAAGUCAACUGCGGAAGAAGUUUGGGCCGCGCUCGGGACAAACGCUGUUCCGCUUCUGCAGGGGUCUCGAUGACCGCCCCGUCCGCUACGAGAAGGAGCGGAAGUCGGUGUCUGCGGAGAUGAAUUACAACAUACGCUUUAAAAAGAUUGAUGAGGCAGAAAGUUUCCUGUCCAACUUGUCCAUGGAGGUGCAAAGACGUCUUCAAGAAGCUGGACUGAAAGGACGCAGAGUGACCCUCAAGAUCAUGGUCCGCAAGGAGGGCGCACCACAGGAGUCGGCAAAAUACGGUGGCCAUGGCAUAUGUGACAACUUUGCCAAGACUGUGAUGCUAGCCCAGUGCACUGAUAGUGGCCAGCUGAUUGCAGCCACUGUCAUCAAGAUGUUCCACACUAUGAAGCUACCGGUGCAGGACCUCCGUGGUGUCGGCAUCCAGGUGCAGCUGCUUGAGGGUAAUCACUCUGUUCCUAACAACGCCAACGGUCUAAGGACGCGCUCCAUCAAAGACAUGUUGCUCGGCCAGGCUUCAUCAAGCAGUAGCAGCACCAGAGAGGCGGGUGAGGACAACAGACAGGAAGAGAUAUUACCCGUCAGAGGUGCAUCCCCCAGUCCUGGGUCCCUGUCCCCAGUCCCAGGAACAAGCAAAGACCAUCAACCUUGCAGACGAACACCAAAACAUCCCAGAACACGCCUCAACUUCAGCAUUGAAAUUCCCUCUCCUUCACAGGUGGAUCGAUCCGUGUUGGAAGCCCUGCCUGCUGAGCUGAGAGCACAAGUGGAGCAAUCGUGGCAAACAAACAACCGCUGUGCACCCAGUUCACAACCACCGAGUUCUCAGUCACGCUCUGUCUCCACUCUUCAUCCACCUGCUGCUAUUGUACCUACACUGAACAAACCACCUGCUGGAGCUUUGGUGCUACAGAUUCAAAACGACCCUGACAGUCUCGGAAUUGUUUUGGAGCUGCCCAGCUACUCCCAGGUCGACCCAGAAGUGUUUGCCGCCCUUCCCAAAGAGCUCCAGGAGGAACUCAAGUCGGCCUACAACCGUGUUACAAAUAACCAGCCUCAGACAGAAAUGUUGGAGCAGAAGAAUGCACUUUUGCAGCUAAAGCAGCCUGGCGGAGGUGGCGUCGGACGACUGAAGCGGCGCUACAAGAGAAAGAAUGCAAUAAGCCCCGCCAAAAAGGGACCAUCCCCUCAAAAAAAGUACCGCCCAGCAAACAGCCCUGCCAAAACUGCUCCGCCUUUUACUAAACUAAAGGAACCCGUACAUGUCCUAAAGACAGAGAACGGUCCGUCCAUGUCGUCUUCAAAGCAGGACACCUCAGAGUCUUUGCCAAAUUCCAUCUGUCGCCCGACUCCAGCGCUUGCCGGAGCCUCUGAGCUGCCUGAUAUUAAAACACUCUUACGGGAAUGGGUGACCACCAUGACAGACCCAAUGGAGGAGGACAUCCUGCAGGUUGUGAAAUAUUGCACUGAUCUUAUUGAGGACAAAGAUCUGGAGAAGCUGGAUCUGAUCAUAAAAUACAUGAAAAGGCUCAUGCAGCAGUCACUGGAAUCCGUUUGGAGCAUGGCCUUUGACUUUAUCGUGGACAACGUGCAGGUGGUUGUGCAGCAAACUUACGGUAGCACCCUGAAGAUAACAUGAAGGAUAUACAGUACUUUUUUUCACCUUUUUCUACUUCUUACUACUUGGCUAACACAGGAAUCGCAGCUCAUUUCUUACAUAGCAUGAGUCAAGAGAAAGCUGCAAAAGCAAUCGGGUGUGUUCAAUCCGUUGGUGUGUACAUGCAGCAUUUUGUCUAUGCUUUUUAAAGGCAAGUUGAAUGGCAGAAAUGUGCCUAAAAAGUGAUCUACUUGGAAUAUUUUGCAUGUUCAUUUUUAACUAUCUACACUUAAAAUUUUUCAUGUCCUCUCUAUUUCAAAAAAAUAAUGACAGUCAUGGUACAAACAUUUUCUUUAUGACGUCCCUAAAAAAAAGAAGCUUUUUAAAAAAAGUCUUUUUUAUCAUUUUUUAUAAUAAAGUGCCAAAUGUCAUUUGUAAAAUAUGUAAAUACCGUUUUUAACGGAUCUGAUGUAUGUAAAGGGUUAACCUCCUGUAUUGUUUACAUGUAGUAAAUGCUUAGUAACUGUCUGAAAAACUGUGGACCUUUUUCAGAAUUUGGAAAGAAAGCACUUGAGUUUAACUGUUGAAGAUUGUUACUCUGCUUGUUAAACUGAUCAAUAAGCAGCCUAUGCAUUUUUGUGCUAUGGAGUGAGACGAACCUCUUCAAGAUGAUGAGACAUUUAAUUACAUAUUUGGCCCACCAUUAAAAAUAAAAAUCAAAGGUGACAUGAAAAGUGAUUUCACGAUGCAGUGGAUAUUGUUGAUUGACUCUGAAUUAGAUUUCAAUAUGCAAACCAAAUCAGUCUCAUUUUUUUUCAACUUGUUGACAUGAAUGUGUUUCAGAAGAUCUUUUUCUCUUUUUGCUUUACUUCUGUUUGUGAAAGUCUGAUCUUUAUCUGUCUAUUCUGGCUUAUGUGCCUGAUGACCUGAAGCUGUGAACGUUUUAUAAAGCUUGUUAAUAAUAAACUGUAACUAAUAAUUGUGUUUGUG
Entelurus aequoreus (snake pipefish) is the source of this 5281-nucleotide messenger RNA. RefSeq names its product REV1 DNA directed polymerase (gene rev1). Gene Ontology annotation, molecular function: deoxycytidyl transferase activity; DNA-directed DNA polymerase activity; damaged DNA binding. The transcript has 22 exons. The record is from RefSeq and is a predicted model, not a curated record. The coding region runs from base 458 to 4333 and encodes 1291 amino acids. Gene Ontology annotation, biological process: error-prone translesion synthesis; error-free translesion synthesis. Gene Ontology annotation, cellular component: nucleus. NCBI's taxonomy places the organism in Eukaryota, Metazoa, Chordata, Actinopteri, Syngnathiformes, Syngnathidae.